CAAAACACCUUCCCCCCUUCUCUCUCUCUCUCUCUCUCUCUCUCUACUUCUCAUAAUUUCAAAAAACACCCUCCCUCUCUCAAUUUCUCAUAAUUUCCAAAAAAAAAAAAUCCCUCCCAGAUGUUCGGUUUUAGUCUCGUCUCCCUCUACUCCUACUAUCUGCGGCGCAUCUUCCGCUCCUCCGGCCUCUACCCUCAAACCAUCCAAAUAGACCCCCAAACCACCAUCCACUGCUGGCUCCCCACCAAAAGCGGUUUUCCGUCUAAACCGCCGUUAGUGCUCAUCCACGGCUUCGGCCCCUCCGCCAUCUGGCAAUGGCGCUCCCAGGUCCAAUCCCUCUCCCGCCACUUCUCCCUCUACGUCCCCGACCUCGUCUUCUUCGGCGGCUCGUCCACGUCAUCACCGGAGAGAUCGGAGGUCUUCCAGGCGGCUUCGGUCGCCAAGAUGCUGGAGAAGCUCGGGGUCGAGCAGUUUUCCGUCGUGGGGACGAGCUACGGUGGUUUUGUGGCGUACAAUUUGGGGAGGAUCUGCGGUGAGAAGGUGGAGAAGGUGGUGAUCGCCAGCUCCGGCGUUAGCAGGAGACGGCGUGAUAACGUCGAGCUUUUGGAGAAAGCUGGGGCAGAAAAGAUUUCGGAUCUGAUGCUGCCGUCAACGGCGAAAGACUUACGGACGUUAUUACGUCUGUCUGUUAAUAGGCGGCUGCACAUACCGGACUGUCUGCUUAACGACGUUAUCCACACACUGUACAAGGAAAAUAGGGAAGAAAAGAUGCAGCUUCUCACGGGCCUCACCAUCGGAAAGGAGGACGAUGUACAGAUUUCUCCUCUCCAACAGGAGGUGUUGAUAAUAUGGGGAGAGUUUGACCAGAUAUUUCCCUUGGAGAAGGCCUUCGAGCUUAGAAAGUGGGACCCCGCCCUGUAUGUGGCGUGGCCUUAAAAUCAGGCAGCACAUAACUGGAUCCCUACCAUGGCUACUCAAAUCCUACACUCCUUGCACGUGCCACUGCAUCGUGUGCUCUGGGAGAUCUGGGCCUUUGAUUACGUUUUUACCCACUGCGGAUGUGCUGUGGCAUGGAAAUCAGGCCGUGGAGCUAUCAGGUAGGCUGCCCUUGUACGAUUAAUGGGGACCGUUGGUUGAUCUUUUGAGCUGUCAAUACACGUCUGGCCCACCUGAUGCCGGACUGGCUUAAUGGUGCACGUUCCUCGUUGACACGUAUGGGGUCAUCUGAUAUAGGGAUGUAAUACGGUGGAUGUGAACUUUGUAUUUUUUGCUAAGCAUGCACGCAUGUGCAAUUAAUCUAAUGUACACGCCACACAUGUGCCAGCUUGGCACAUUGGUGCGAGAUCUAAAUCAUCCAUCUAACAUUUUAAAAUAAAAUCCGGUCCAAUCAGCACGUGGGCCCCAUA
Messenger RNA from Magnolia sinica, 1406 nucleotides. RefSeq lists its product as uncharacterized. The record is from RefSeq and is a predicted model, not a curated record. The coding region runs from base 121 to 936 and encodes 271 amino acids. Lineage: Eukaryota; Viridiplantae; Streptophyta; Magnoliopsida; Magnoliales; Magnoliaceae. The transcript has 4 exons.